Brassica oleracea var. oleracea is the source of this 1175-nucleotide messenger RNA. RefSeq names its product E3 ubiquitin-protein ligase SINA-like 2. NCBI's taxonomy places the organism in Eukaryota, Viridiplantae, Streptophyta, Magnoliopsida, Brassicales, Brassicaceae. The record is from RefSeq and is a predicted model, not a curated record. Gene Ontology annotation, molecular function: hydroxymethylglutaryl-CoA reductase (NADPH) activity; zinc ion binding.
AUGGUGAAAGAGAUGAACGCCGAGCAAGCCUUCACUGGAGAAGCGUCAAGCAGUCACCAGCAAAAGAGGCAACGAAGACUUACCUCCACUGUUGAACAAGAAAAAGUAGGCGAGAUUGGUGGAGGAACGAAGAGUGAAACGGAGGCACGAUCUGGGACUAUGUUUGAUUUGGAUCUUCUCGACUGUCCCGUUUGCUGCCAUGCACUGACAAACCCUAUCUUUCAGUGUGGCAAUGGACACAUAGCUUGUUCUUCUUGCUGUCUCAAACUGAGGAGCAAAUGCCCUGCCUGCGCUUUACCCAUUGGUAACUACCGAUGCAGAAUCAUGGAGAGAGUUGUAGAAGCAAUCAUCGUUCCUUGCCCAAACGCAAAACAUGGUUGCACCGAGAAGUUCUCUUAUGGUAAAGAAAUAGCCCAUGAGAAGGAAUGCGGUUUCGCUCUGUGCUACUGUCCUACACCAAACUGCAAAUACACUGGCGUGUACAAGGACCUCUACAGUCACUACUAUGCCAACCACAAGGACAAGGACUUGUGGAAUUGUUUCAUGUGUGGCCGUUCCAGUGGCGCAUGGCUAUCCACAAGCGAGAAGAUUUUAAUCCUUCAGGAAUCUAGUGAUGGUCCAUUGGUUGUGCUCCAGUGUUUCAAUGAACCACAAGGAAUGUAUGUAACUGUGAACUGCAUAGCACAUUCUGCUCCAGGAGUUGGGAGAUUCUCCUACCAUCUUUCCUACUCGUUUGGAGAUGCAACAAUGACAUUUGGAUCAACAGAGAUGAAUAGGAUUCAGAAAGUGGCCUUCCAAACUCCUCAGGAAGACUUCAUGUCAAUUCCUUCCUAUUUGAAUCCGCAGGCUAUUGUGCAGAACUUGCGUAUUUGCAUCCACCGGCUAGAAGAAGAAGAAGAAGAAGAAGAAGAAACUGUUGAUGACUUGCUUAUUCUCAUCCGCCUGCUAGUAGAAGAAGAAGAAGCUGUUGAGGCUGACGAUGUUAACAAUGUACGCAGGUCAACUCGUGAGAAGAAGGCUAACUCCAAAUACCAAAACAAAGUCAAGUAACCAAAGGCUUUGUCUCCUUUCAGUUAUAUAUAUUUGAUUAGGGAGUUUUUGUCCAUCUACGUUCUCUUGCAUGUCUCCUUUUUGUUGUGUGUUGUUUGUGUUUCAAAGUUUGUAAGAACUCAUGU